CGGCUGUGCGCACGCGCAGAGCCAGGCACCGGGAGCGGCCCGGGACCGGGACCAGGAGCGGGACCGGGAGCAGGGCUGGGGGGGCACGGGGUGAGGGAGACCCGCGGGCCGGGACGACACCCCGCGGGGUGACACAGACCCCGCAGGCUUUAGGGAGUCCCCCGAGCGAAGCGGCUCCGGGAGCGGCGGCACCAUGAACGCGGCGCAGGGCACGGUGGGCAGCGACCCGGUCAUCCUGGCCACGGCCGGCUACGACCACACGGUGCGGUUCUGGCAGGCGCACAGCGGCAUCUGCACCCGCACGGUGCAGCACCAGGACUCCCAGGUGAACGCCCUGGAGAUCACGCCGGACCGGAGCAUGAUCGCAGCCGCCGGGUACCAGCACAUCCGCAUGUACGACCUCAACUCCAACAACCCCAACCCCGUCAUCAACUACGACGGCGUGAGCAAGAACAUCACCUCGGUGGGGUUCCACGAGGACGGGCGCUGGAUGUACACGGGCGGGGAGGACUGCAUGGCCCGCAUCUGGGACCUCAGGUCCCGGAACCUGCAGUGCCAGCGCAUUUUCCAGGUGAACGCUCCCAUCAACUGUGUCUGCUUGCACCCCAACCAGGCAGAGCUGAUCGUGGGUGACCAGAGCGGGGCCAUCCACAUCUGGGACCUGAAGACUGACCACAACGAGCAGCUGAUCCCCGAGCCCGAGGUGUCGGUGAACUCGGUGCACAUCGACCCCGACGCCAGUUACAUGGCAGCCGUGAACAGCUCGGGAAACUGCUACGUGUGGAACCUGACGGGUGGCAUCGGCGAGGAGGUGACGCAGCUCAUCCCCAAGACCAAGAUCCCGGCACACAUCCGCUACGCCCUGCAGUGCAAGUUCAGCCCCGACUCCACGCUCUUGGCCACCUGUUCUGCAGAUCAGACGUGCAAGAUCUGGAGGACUUCAAACUUCUCUCUGAUGACAGAGCUGAGCAUUAAGAGCAACAACCCUGGGGAGACGUCGCGGGGCUGGAUGUGGGACUGCGCCUUCUCCGGGGACUCCCAGUACAUUGUCACAGCCUCCUCUGAUAACCUGGCCAGACUGUGGUGUGUGGAGACAGGGGAGAUCAAGAGGGAAUACAGUGGCCACCAGAAAGCCGUGGUCUGCCUGGCCUUCAAUGACAGCGUCCUGGGAUAACGGGCACGUGUGGCAAGGACAGCACCUCUGCUUGUUUCCCCUUGCCUUGCCAGACCCUCUUCAGAGCCUGGGACAUGCUCUGUACCCAUCCCCUCCUGCGUGGAGAGGGCUGGGGCUCUGACAGGAGCAGCUGCAGCUGCCUGGGCUGAGACCAGGCUUCAGCUCCAGGCAGGACAUUGCUGAAACGUGUGUGGCCCUGAGGGAGGGGAUGGGAGAGGGAGGCACGGUCCCACUGCAGGGACACAGGUACAGCUCAGCUGCAGGAAUCCCUGGGGCAUCGGCUGCUGACAGCUCUGGAUGUUCCUGUACCCCAGAGUGGGAAAAAAAUAAAAGUCAGCCUUUGCCAGUGAUGGGAGAGGCUGAGCAAAGAGGAGAA
This is a messenger RNA of Serinus canaria (Common canary), 1550 nucleotides long. It is a transcript of the gene MLST8, whose product is annotated as MTOR associated protein, LST8 homolog. Bases 194 to 1174 code for a protein of 326 amino acids. The transcript has 8 exons. NCBI's taxonomy places the organism in Eukaryota, Metazoa, Chordata, Aves, Passeriformes, Fringillidae. Gene Ontology annotation, cellular component: TORC2 complex; TORC1 complex. Gene Ontology annotation, biological process: TOR signaling; regulation of actin cytoskeleton organization. The record is from RefSeq and is a predicted model, not a curated record. Gene Ontology annotation, molecular function: protein binding.